AUGAAUAAUAAUUAUAAUAAUUAUUAUAAUAAUAAUGAAAUUAAUUUAAAUGAUUUAGAAAGUAAAAGUUUUGAAUUUAUUUCAAAACUUGGAAAAUCAUAUUGUAUUUAUACAAAAGAUUUAAAAAAAAAAGAGAUUAUUGAAAGAAUUAGAUCAAUUAUAAAAAUGAAACAAAUCUAUUUAGAAGAAAAACAAAAAGAUGAAAAUAUUAAUUCAUUUAAUAAAAUCAAUAAAAUAACUUUAUUUGAAGGUAUUGAAAUAGUUGAAUUAUUAUUUUGGAAAGUAUUUAGAAAUAAAACUAUUUUUAAGAAAAUAAUGUCAUUUAUGAAUAAACAAUUUUCGUCAAGCUAUGAUUCAAUUAUAUCAGUAGAGAAAUUAAUACAAUUUGAUCAAUUUGGUAUUUUAAAAGAAAAAGUUAAAAGAAAUUGUAGAUAUUUACAUUUUGAAGAUGAUUUAUUAACAAAGAAUGGUUAUUUAAUUAGAUUAUUUAGAUCAAUUAAAAAUGAUAAAGAAUUUUAUAGAAAAUUAUUUAAAAAUCAUAUUAAUUUUGAUACUGAUUUUACCACUAUAAUUUCCAAUUAUAUUAUCAUUGCAAACAAUAUAGAAUUAUAUCAACUAUUGGUUGAAGAAUUUAAUUAUGAACCAACAAUUGAUGAUAUAAAAUUAUCAAUAAUUAGAGGUUCAAAAAAAUUUAUUAAAUACCUUUUAAAUCAAGAACAACAACAAAUUAAUAAUAAUAAUUUUAAAUUAUCAAAAAAUCAUUUAGAAAAUAUAUAUGAUAUAAAAUAUAAUUUUAGUAAUUAUUCAAAUGGAUUAUUAUUUAAAGGAUUAUAUUGUUUUUAUAAAAAUUAUAAAUUAUUUAAUAAUUAUCAAUCAUCAUCAUCCAUUGAAUUUUCAACACUUUUUAAAAUUAUUUCAAUUUUUGAAAAAAUAAAACAAGAUUUAACAUUAAAACAAUUAAUUACAAUUGUAAAAUUAGUUUUAAUUUUAAUUAAUAACAAUAAUAAUGAAAAUGAAAAUGAACAAAUAAAUAAAAUAUAUAAUAAUAUUAAAAACAAUUCAACUAUAACUUUAAAUAAUAUUGAAAAUUUUAAAAAUAAAUUAAAUAAAGAGAAAUUAAAAUCAAAACUUGGUGAUCCAAUAAAUACAAAUGAUAAUGAAAAUAAAGAAUUUAUUAAAAAAUUAUUGGAUUUUCAUUGUUUAAUUUGGAAUUUAAGUAAUUUACCUCUAUCUUUUUAUUUGGGUUAUUAUAGUUUAGAUGAAAAUCAAUUAAAUGAUAAAAUGAAUAAUCAAUGUGAUAGUAAUACAAGUUUUGAAAAUUCAUUAAGAUUUGCAAAUUAUACAGUUUUUAAAUUAUUAACGCCAAUAGAACUUCAAAUAAAUAAUCUUUGUUUUUAUUUUAAAUCUCCAAAUAUCCUUUUCUCAAAUUGUAAUGAUAAAAAUAAACAAAUUGAAUUUAUUUUUAAUAUUUUACAAGUUUUAAAAUCAAAUUUUAUUUCAAAAGAAAAUUUUGAUAAUCAAAACUUGGAAGAACAAAAACUUUUACUUUUUUAUUUUAUUAUUAAUUAUAAUGAUUUAGAAUUAAUAAAGUAUGUAUCAAAUCAGUUUGGAAAUUUAAUGAAAUAUCCAAAAAAGUUUAUUGGUAGAUUUCCUUUUUUUAUUACUUAUUAUAUAAAAUCAAUAUUGGUAUUAGAUUAUUUAUUUGAAAAUCAUAAAGAUCAUUUUAUUUUUUUUAAUCAAGAUAAUUAUAAAACAAUUCUUUAUUGUUUUAAAGAUUUAAAUGUAUUACAACAUUAUGAAAAAAUGAUAACUUUUGAAACUAAAGAAAAUCAAGAAUAUGAAUUUAGAGGUUUAAGGGAUUAUUGUAUAGAGAAUUUUUCAAAUGAAAUAAAUUUAUAUAUUCUUUCAAAUGAAAAUAUUAAUUAUCAAAAUAAAAAAAGUAAUAAUCCAAGAAUUUUCAAUGUUCCUUCAUUUUUUAAUGAUAUUGGUUUUUCUAAUUUAUUAUUGGAAAAUCAUAAACCAAUUAUAUUAGAUUUAAUUGAGUUUAAAGAUAAAGAAACAAAACUAACUAAAUUAUGGGAGAAUUUAAAUUUUUUUAAACUUUUGGAUUGGAUUUAUGUAAACUAUUCAAAUAAAAUGAAAAUUGGUUCAAAUUUCAUUGUUGACCAAUUUCAAUGGAUUUAUUUUCUUUGUGCCGCUGGUAGAUUUGAAGAAAUUGAAACAAAAUCAAAUUACUUUAAAACUGAAGACCCAUAUGAAUUUUUAAUUCCAUUUAAUGUUUAUUCUAAAAAUGGUGAUUUAAAAUUAUUAGAUUUACUAUUCAAACAUUUAAAUUAUAUUACAACAUCACCAACAACAUCAGAUAAGUUUAAAUUGCUUGUUCCUGACUUAUUUUAUGAAAUUAUAUGGAAAUCAAUAGUGGAUUCAAAUUUAAAAACCCUAGAAUUCAUUCAUGAAAAUUAUGAUUUCUUUUUAAAAGAUAAAGAAACAAAUGGAGGAAUAUUGCAUUUGGAAUAUCUUGAAGAUUUAUUAUCAUUUUCAAUAAAAUCAAACAAAAUCAAAAUAUUUGAAUUUCUCUUCCAAUUCAUUCCAAUUACAAAAAUAAAUUUGGAAAAAAUUGCUUCAAAAAGAUUAUUAUUAUAUUUUGAAAAUAAAUUAAAUAAAUAA
Dictyostelium discoideum AX4 is the source of this 2667-nucleotide messenger RNA. RefSeq lists its product as hypothetical. NCBI's taxonomy places the organism in Eukaryota, Evosea, Eumycetozoa, Dictyosteliales, Dictyosteliaceae. Bases 1 to 2667 code for a protein of 888 amino acids. The record is from RefSeq and is a predicted model, not a curated record. The transcript has a single exon.